AUGAAUCACAAUUCUUCAAAAGUGUUCAUCUGGAAUAAAACGGAUUUGAACGAAAAUCGAGACAAAUCCGUUUCUCAAAGACAAGUAACAUCCCAGCUUGAUGACACAAUCAUCACGAACAACAACGAUCCUGUUUUUAGAUCCAUCAAGCAUUCAAAAAAUGGGACCAAUAACAGUCUGCACGGCUUUGAAGACCAAUCAUCAUCAUGUUUUAAUUCCUCCUCCGAUCAAAAUAAUAUUUUCCAAAAACCUUCAACAUUGUGCAAGAAUAAUAAUUCCUUUCUGGCUCUGGACGAUUUAAACGAAAAAGAAAUAGUAUCAAUAUACCAUCGAUACUUUCCAAAAGGAACUAAAAUUUUUCAUGCCCGAUGCGGUUGUGGCUAUUUGCAUCCCUACAUUACGAUACCAUCUCAAGUGCAUCAUCAGCCAAAUGAAGCAGUUGACACACAUCAUCAAAUUGUACAUAAUAUUCAUCAUGUGAGUGGCGUAAACAACAGCAACCACAACAAGAUAGUAAUACGGAGAAAUUUUUCCCAAAAGGACAUGAAGCCACAAAUUAUCUCGAAUCUUGACCCUAAUGAUGGUUCUAUGUCACAGGAAACUGUACGACACGAAGAGAAAGAUUUUAUGACACUUUGCAAUACUUCCAAUAUCGUCCAUCCAAAUAAUAAUGCAUCCACACAUCAUCAUACAUCCACCUCAUGGUUUGAGUUGGGAGAUGUUCAAAGUAGUGUGGUACUGGAAUCUACGAAGCAAGCUUCGAAUAAUAUUACAUACACAAUAAGAAGUGUCAACAAAAACCAUAUGCUUGAUAGUGGAUGCUUUUCUGGUUCCUCUUCAUCUUCGUUAACAACCACAGAUACAAAUCCUCUACACGAAGCAACAACAAAAAAUGAAGAAUAUUUACUACAAACAACAAAUGAAAAAAAUAUUUCAAACCUUCAGAAGCAAAUACAAGAAUUGAAACAAAAGCAAACAACUUUGGUCUCACCCGAAAUAUUAUUGGAGAAAGAAAAACAAAUUGAGCAACUUAAUAAUUUACUGAAUGAAAAAGAACAAAACAUAUACCAUCUCUCUAACGAAUUAGAAAAGGUGUCCCAAGAAAAAGACUAUAUUUCUAACAAUCUUGCGAAUGGUAUUGAAUCCAAUAAGAGAAUUUUGGAGACUCUCGAAAGUGAGUUGAUAAGAAUCAAAAACGAAAUGUGCAUUCAGGAAGAAGAAUUUUCAAGGAAAAAAAAACAACUUGAAACAGAGCUGAAUUCCAACAACGAGCAAUCAUCCACUAAAAUACAGGAUCUGCAAGAUCAAUUACACCACAUAACCUCUGUCAAUAGCAUGUUGCAACAAGAACUAUCACAAUCUAAGGAGCAAAAUAGCAAUAAUCAGGCAUUUAUUGAAUCUCUUCAAUCUAAAUUGCAACGUGUGAGUCAUGAUUUAGAAAAUGAGAGAGAAUCUGUACGAAUGCUACGCUCUGAUCUGGAGAAUUCACAAACCGAAAACACUUCCAAUGUCAAUGCUUUAAAGAAGGCUUAUCAAGAAGUUAAAGAAAUGAAUUCUGAGUUGGAUGUUCUUAAGAAAGCUCUAUCAGAAAAACAAUCACUAGUUGACGAUUUAGAAUCACAACUAAUUCAAGCUAGGAUUGACAUGGAGAAAAGCGAACGAGAAGCUACUUUAAUACUUGCUAUUAGUAGCCUUAAAAAAGAGCUCACUUCUCUCUCUGAUCAAUUAUCGGAGAGCAAAAAUUAUGAAACUGUUCUUAAAAAACAAGUGGAAGAUCUUGAAAAAGAGAUAAAAACCAUGAAUGAAAAGCAAAAGCAUGACAUGGAUAACAAAGAGAUAGCUAUGAAAGAAUUGGAAGAAAAAGAACAAGACAUUUUAAAGCUUAGUGAGUCAUUAUCGGAAAUUAAGACGGAGAAUAAGAAUAUGAAAGAGAUGUUUGAAAACAUGUCUCAUGAAUUGAAAAAUGAAAUAUCUCAAAAAGAAGCCUUCAUCAACUCUUUACAAAAAGACAUUGAAUUUUGUCGAGAACAAGCACAAUCUCAAAACGAACUAUUGAAAGAAAGAAUAGAUGAGUUGAAUCUCCAAUUAGAAAUAGAGAAGAGACAAGUGACAAACUUUAGAGAGUCAUCAGAACAAUACAAAGUUAUAAAUGAUAACCUUGUCCAAGAAAUGGAGAUUUUGAGGAUUGAUUAUUUGAAAACCCUCGAAACAGUAGCUUUGAAAGAAAAGGAAAUUGUAUAUAUCAGUGAAACAUUCAAAUCUCUCAAGAAUGAGCAUGAAAACUGUGUUAAAGAAAAAAAUAUGCUCCAAACAGAAUUGCAACGACUCGCAGAGAUGAAUUGUCAAAAUGAACAGAAAUUGAGAGAGUUUAAAGAGCAGGUGCAUGAUUUAACAGCGGAAAUUCUAAAACGUGAUACCUUACUUCAAGUGAAUAACGAUGAAAAACAACACUUUUCACAAGAGUUGCAAACACAAUUGGUCGAAUGUCGAGAAAAGCUCGCAAUCAUGACAAAUGAGUUAAAGAAAAUGAAUGAUUCGUAUAAUGAGAAGCAACAAAGUAUUGACAUUUUACGGAAAGAACUGGAUGAAUUUAAAGAUAUUUGCUCCAAUCAAAAAAGUGAAAUUGAGAAAAACAAUGAGACUAUCGCUGAACACAAGAAUACUAUUCAAAAUUUAAGCACUCAAUUGCAGGACUACAUCUACCGUUGUGAACAUCUUUCGAACGAUGUUCAAGGAAAAGACAAAGAAAUAUCCGAAAAAAUGAGUAUCAUCGAGAAGCAUGAGCAUACAAUAGAGGAUUUAAAUUCUGAUAUUUCUCAAUCUCGAAAAUACCAUUCUACUCUACAAGAUCAAAUCACCAUACUUCAGGAAAAGCUUUCAUCGUCUAUUACAGAGUACAACAUUCAAAUAAUGAAUCUCAGGAAAGAAUGUGAGAGAGUUGUUGCGGAAUGUAAGAGUGAAUUACUGAUAAAAGAACAAAAAAAUAAUGAAUUGAAUGAGAAAAUCCGAAGCAUUGAGCAAAAGAUGAUCGAAAAUGAGAAAUUACUUGAUGAAAAGAGUCAGCUAUGUGAACAGUUGGAGGCAAAAUUGACAAGCAAUGAAAUUUCAAAACUCAAAAAGGAAAAUCUUGAAUUAAGGCAAUAUGUCGAUGAAGUGAAGCAAUCAAAUGAUAAGAUGCAUCACGAAGUAGAACGCCUUCUUGAACAAAUUACUUCAACGAAGUUCCAGUCAAUCCCUUUUACCAACGGUAUUGAAACUAUGGCAAACAACCAUUCAAAUGUUUCAAUAUUAAGCAACUCAUCUUCCACCUCUUUUUCAGACCAUAAGUAUGAUGGUGGUCAACUUUCCUCUCAAAUCAGUACAACGAGUAGUACUUAUACAAUGCUUAGUAAGCACCACCGUGGAAUUACAUCAACCAAGUCUCCUUCAAGUACGGGACAUCAUAAUUCAUCAACAACUCAAGCCGUUUCUUCUCCAUUUGAAGUUUGGAAGCAGUUGCGUUCCGAAAUUUUGCGUUUGAAGCAAAAGAAUGUUGAAAUGGCUCAACAAAUUAUGCAAGUCACAAAAUCAAAGGAGGAAGCAAUAUCCAAACUUGAAAAGGAGCUGAGAAGAGCUCAAACAGAUUGUUCUCAACUCAAGAGAAUUGAAAUUGAAUUUGAAAAAUCGAAAUCUUAUUGUCAACAACUGGAAGAGACUCUUAAAAAAUGUGAAGAGAACAAUAAUAUUAUGAGAACCAAGUUGGAAUUAUUGGAGAAGGAAAAGUUAACAUUAUGGAAGUUGCAUGAACAAACAAGAAAUGAGGUGAUUUCUUUGAAAGAUACGACAACGAAAUUGAAUGAGGAUAAUUUGAAAUUAGCCAGAGCUGAACAACGACUCGUGACGAGCAUGAAUAAGGAAAUUGAUAAAUUGAAAAAGGAAAAGAAAGCAUUGGAGGAACGAUUGCAGUCAACCAUCACAGAAAAGAAGAAGAGAUGA
Naegleria fowleri is the source of this 3975-nucleotide messenger RNA. RefSeq lists its product as uncharacterized. Bases 1 to 3975 code for a protein of 1324 amino acids. Lineage: Eukaryota; Heterolobosea; Eutetramitea; Acrasida; Naegleriidae. The record is from RefSeq and is a predicted model, not a curated record. The transcript is spliced from 2 exons.